Messenger RNA from Daldinia caldariorum, 1213 nucleotides. Its product is annotated as ribosomal protein S16, mitochondrial. Lineage: Eukaryota; Fungi; Ascomycota; Sordariomycetes; Xylariales; Hypoxylaceae. The coding region runs from base 198 to 560 and encodes 120 amino acids. Gene Ontology annotation, biological process: mitochondrial translation. Gene Ontology annotation, molecular function: structural constituent of ribosome. The transcript has 4 exons. Gene Ontology annotation, cellular component: ribosome; mitochondrial small ribosomal subunit. The record is from RefSeq and is a predicted model, not a curated record.
CUUAGGUAAUCAUGUACCUUACUCCGAUUGGUCACGGCGGAGAAAACAGGCUCCAUAUCCGUCAAAAUCAUCAAGUGCCCGAAAUCCACCUUCAAUUCCAACGGGCGCGAACAACCAUAAAUUCAAUAAAGUAGGUAGUUCGGGGCAUAUUAAUUGUUAUCGACCUGAGGGUAUUACCAAUCGACCUUGCGACAAGGAUGGUGGUAAAGAUUCGACUUGCGCGUUUCGGGCGCAGGAACGCUCCUUUCUACAACAUAGUCGUCGCACAUGCUAGAACGGCACGAAAUAGCAGGCCGCUCGAGGUCAUUGGCACAUAUGACCCAAUUCCCAAGCCCGACCCAUAUGACGAUUCGGGAAAAUUGCACAAAGACAUCAAACUGGACACAUUAAGAGCUAAAUACUGGAUCGGUGUUGGUGCGCAACCGACAGAGACCGUUUGGAGGUUAUUAUCAAUGCUGGGUAUAAUUGAACCAAAGUACCGAAAUACCGAGCCUCGGACUCCACCUCCCAUGCCGAAAGAGCUUCAAGACGGUUCAAAGCCUCAAGAUGCAACGAACUAGACCGUAUUAUAGAGCAGUUUGCGCUCUUGAAACUUCAUAUCACAUUAAAGCGUCGAUAAGUGCAGGAAGCAUCUAGCGCCGAAUGAUACGACCUCGCGUUGUUUAAUUAACAAACAAGGUCAGGCUCUUAGAUUCAGGAUAUGUCUGCCGAAACGGCUGCCCGACCUAGCAUGUAUAUAUUAGGAAGCAGGAGGGCUCACGCUUCGAUAAGUCUUCGAAGACUGCAUGACUAUCACCAUCUCGGGCAUUAUGCCUACCAAAUAUUAGUAUAAAAUAACAAAAACUAUGAACUAAGUACAUCUCUUCCCGGACUGAAUUUUUAUAAGGUUAGUCAUGACAAGACGUUAGGUAUAAGACGUUGUAUGUGCGAAUAAUCCACUUCCUCGGCUUCCAGUUCGUUAUAACAUUCAAUUGCGAAGAUAGGAGGGCAAGUGGCUUGGUACUCAGGUUGUCUUGCUCGACGUGGAAAAAUAUGGAUUUCAUUACAGGUAUAUUGUAAACCUAUCUGCCAUCCCUCGAUUUCAGUCUUGAUCGACAGGAACCAGGUUAGAUGUUUGCACGUUGUGAGACAUAGAUCGAUCCUAUUUACGUGAGGACCGGUACUCAACCACUAAAAACUCCAAGAACCUCAAUAGAUACAACAAUUUUACAAG